AGCUAAAAUUGUUUAUAGUACUCGUGUAACUCGUUCUAUGGCCGCUUCGGCUAUUAAAUCAACAAAUGACGAUUUACAGGAAGUUGAUAAUACCAAAAUGAAAAAAAAGAAAAUUGAUAAUAAUAGUAAGAAUAAAUAG
Molecule: messenger RNA, 139 nt
Organism: Didymodactylos carnosus
Lineage: Eukaryota; Metazoa; Rotifera; Eurotatoria; Philodinida; Philodinidae
Source: the annotation of a GenBank genome assembly